This is a messenger RNA of Penicillium alfredii, 1275 nucleotides long. RefSeq lists its product as uncharacterized. The coding region runs from base 1 to 1275 and encodes 424 amino acids. Lineage: Eukaryota; Fungi; Ascomycota; Eurotiomycetes; Eurotiales; Aspergillaceae. The transcript has a single exon. The record is from RefSeq and is a predicted model, not a curated record.
AUGUCCCAUCACGCAAAUUCUUUGUCGCAAAGUUCUCUGGCAGCGCCAGCAGAAAUUGUUCCGGCCACAUCAGUGAAGCGGGCCACUUUGUCACCAUCGCCGGAGCUGAGCGCUAUGGCCAAAGACCAAGCCGACAAAAACAAAUUCCUCUCGCCCCCGCCUCUCUCCUCAUCCGACAUGACUCCCCCUCCCUCGACUCAGAUUCCCGGAGCGCCUCUUCGCCGGUCCCGCACUCAUUCGCGCUCCUUAAGCCCAUCGCUGGUGGCGCCGGCCGACCUAGACAAGUCGCUGUGCGACGCCUAUGGAGCCUCGGAGAAUCUCCCAACCACCGAAGACAUCGACAAUGCCAGCGAGACGCAGCUCCGAACGAUCGCGAAGGAUCUUCUGGCCGUGGCUCAGGAGUCUCGCAUGUCGGCUUUGCACUUCAAGUUGCAGAAUAGUCUUGUCUCUUUUGCGAGCAAUGAAGCGGUCAAGCGCGCCGAGGUCGAGCAUCAGCUCGCUAAACGAGAAGUGGAAAUUCUUCAGAGUGCCGAGUAUCGGAGUCGCUCGCGUCCCGCCGAGCCUCUCACACCCCAGCAGUCCCAGUCGGUCACCAAGGACGAGUAUCUGGCCGCCGUUCAGCGGUCGCAAGACUUGGAGAGCGUCAACACGGUCCUUGACCGACGACUUCGACGAGCCAAGCGGGCCAUUGAUGAUUCUACAGCCAAGUCCUUGGAACUGACGGAGCAGAACGAAAUGCUGAAGAGGCGCAUCGAGGACAAUCGCCGUCACUUUUCCCAAAUUUUCAACUAUGGCUCCCUGUCGCCCAGCAUGCAGAGCGAGCUCCAAACAAUUUGCCGCGGCGAGCAGACCGACGGCCUUGCCGCUCUUCUCUUUGCCGACAAAUUUACCAAUCGUCUGUCCGAACCCCAUGCUGCCUAUGGCGCUCAUCCGUCAUCUCUCCCCAUGACCCCGAACCACCCGCGUUCGGCCCGCCAGGAGCGUCAUUACUUGACGCCCUUGGGGAACAUGCGCGACAAUCAUUACGACAGCGAUAGCACUGUCUCGCUUUCUGUCUCGGAGGCCGGGGAAGAAGGCCCAGAGUCGCCGUAUCCGCAAAUGCGGUCUGGUGUCCCGAAAAGCAGCACCCUGCUCCAAACGAAGCUAUUUGGUCAAGUGAGCAAACCCGGCGUUGGGCGGAACCAUUCCACCAAGCGCAAGGCAGGUUCCGAGGAGAGUGGUACAACCACAAAGAAGUCAAGAACGAACCGUGUGGGUCUGGGCAUUGAAGCUUAA